Molecule: messenger RNA, 3881 nt
Organism: Photinus pyralis (common eastern firefly)
Lineage: Eukaryota; Metazoa; Arthropoda; Insecta; Coleoptera; Lampyridae
Gene: mtRNApol
Product: DNA-directed RNA polymerase, mitochondrial
Exons: 13
Coding region: 99-3830 (1243 amino acids)
Biological process (GO): mitochondrial transcription
Cellular component (GO): mitochondrial DNA-directed RNA polymerase complex
Molecular function (GO): DNA-directed RNA polymerase activity; mitochondrial promoter sequence-specific DNA binding; protein binding
Source: RefSeq, a predicted model, not a curated record
AAUCGAGUCACAUUUAAACGAAAAGUGAGGUUAACGAACCCAUUUUCAAACGCUCGCCUUAGCAUUUACUAGACAUGAUUUUAAGAUAAUUAUUUAAGAUGCACCGUUUCUUUAGUGUUAAAAAAACCAGUUUUGUAAACCUUCCAGUGGCUAGCUUUAAGGAACAUGGCUUUAAUCGACCGAUUUGCGGUGUUUGUCACAAGUUGCAUAAUAUACACAAAGGCUUGAAUUAUUCGACGAAACGCGACACGGCAGCGGAGGCGAGAGUUCGAAAACGAGCCGCGAAGAAAAUUCCAUCGUACGCCGAAAUCCUAGUGGUGACGAAGGGCAGCACCUCGCAACAGAAAGCGCCCGUUAAGGUGCUCAGUUUGCGAGAUCUGAAAUUUUUCACGAGAACAAAUUUGAACUUGGCCGAAUUGUAUAAGUUGAAAGCGUUACGAAAGGCGGAGAACGUCAACCAGCACACCUACCAUAAUUUGACGAUUAUUGAUCACGCACCAAUCGACGAUGUGAAAGCGCAGAUUGAGCUCGAUUUGAAAGCUACCGCAGCCAGUGUUCCACUUGUAGAGGAAGUGAAGCAGUCCGAUUCGGAAUGUGAACCUUUUGAAAGUUUAGAAAGAAUUCCAAGCAACCCUUUACAGCCAGAGGUAUUGGAAGAAGUUGAAGAUCACACACACACUCAAGAUGCGCAUCUCGUCGUACCCCCAACCGCUACCGAAGAGGUGAUUUCGAGAACGCUCACUGCAUAUAUCGAAGUAUGCAACUACCUGAAAUCGCCGCAACGCGCGCUGAACGCGCUCAUUUUCCACCGCAACCACAAGCACAACGCGAAAAAAGUAUUUCCCUCCAUUAAAAAUAUCAACGUCUACAACGGCUUAAUGCGAGGUUUCGCCGCGAAGGGCAACUACGAAAAAAUCGAAGAAAUUCUAAGCUACGUCGCCGAGGAGAGGAUCGACUUAAACGUGCAAAGUUACGCGGCGAUCUUCGAGUGCCUGGGGCGGAUGAACGCGGACGACGGCCACCUGAAACGGAUACGAUCGCACGCGUCCGAAGCGUACCGAUCGGGAAUAUCGUUCGACAGGAUCAUGAACGAGACGAUGUUCGUGAGCGAUCAGCGCGAUGUGGUCCUAAAGGCGAUCCGCAGUCAUUCGCCCAACUACGAACUCAAACCGUCUCUACCGCACUUACAGUAUUCGAACGAGUUAGUCAACGCGCUCAAUCAUCCCGAUCAGUUGAGGCCGCCGUCCGAAUGCGCGGCCAGAACCGACGGCCUCUUUACAGGCGAAGAUUUGCGGGAGAGAAUUAAUAAGCAAAUCGAAAUUGAGAAGCAUGGCUACGUCACGGUGAAGAGUAUCGAGAAGAAGGAAACUAUCAGCGGCGAAACGUUGGCGUAUCGCGCCGCCUUUGACGACCUCAUCAAAACGUGGGAGAAGGCGGCCCUGGACGGGUUCAAUCGAGACUUGCUCUCCGUUACCGCACGAAGGCAGGUGUUUUCGUUGGAGCCGUACCUGAGGGUGAUCCCGAGCAGGGAGUUUGUUCAGAUUAUCGUCGAGGAGGCGAAGAAGAUCGCGCAGGGAUCCGAGACUUACAGUCCGACUUGUCAGCAGUUGUACAAGGAGCUUGGCUUAAAGGUUUACUUGCGAUACAGGGUGUUGCAAAAGCAAAAAACCGGAGUACUUGACAAGAUUGUGAACGUCCACGGCAAAUACUGUGAGUAUUACGCCAAUCUACAUGGGCAUUCGGAUUCAGAAGUUAAUUACUAUAACAGUCGACAGCUGUGGCAGUGGAUUGAUUGUUUAAACAGGUCGGAGGGAGCUUCUGUGAUGAUUGCUCAUAGACCUUGGACACCGACAGUCUUGCAAAACAUUGGGAAAUUCCUGUACCACAUUAUUAUGCACGAUUUGACGAUCAACGUGAACGUAAUGCGACUUAGCAACAAACACAAGAACUUCCUGCCGAGUUUCUACACAAUUUUCCGCUCGCAAGGUCGCCUGGUAAAGGAGGAGGUGAAGCCGCAUCCCAUAUUAUCACGACUGUACCGUGCCUCGGUACCGGAAACGUUGACCUUCAGCCCGAACGAAGUGCCAAUGAUGUGUCCGCCGGUUCCUUGGACGUCCGUCAAAUCCGGAGGCUACCUCGUCUCUCCGUGCGAGGUGGUCCGGUUACCGAUGCAGGCAAUCCUCCAAAAGCAGCGACUGAGAGAGGCGCCACCCAGUCAAAUUUACCCCUCGCUCGACUGCCUCAAUCAAUUGGCCGCGGUACCUUGGAAGGUGAACGGGCCCGUUUUGGAUGUAGUCCUUGAGGUGUUCAACUCGGGUGGCUCGACGAACUUGGAUAUUCCCGAGCUGCAACCGUUCAUGGCUCCGUUAACGCAAUCUCCAACUGAUAAAAAAAAUGUUUUUCGCCAAAAAUUGCAAAUGAAGAGGAAACGGGCCGAAGUCUAUUCGCUCUGGUGCGAUUGCCUAUACCGACUAUCAUUGGCUAAUCACUUCCGCGACGACGUCUUCUGGUUGCCGCACAAUAUGGAUUUCCGAGGUCGCGUGUAUCCCAUACCUCCGCAUCUCAACCAUUUAGGUUCCGACAUGGCGCGGUCUUUGUUGGUGUUCGCCGAACCUCGUCCAUUGGGUCCGAACGGAUUUGAUUGGCUGAAGCUGCAUCUCGUCAAUCUGACGGGGUUAAAAAAACGAGAUAGUAUCGCCGAUCGGUUAAUCUUCGCCAAUGAAGUCAUGGAUAAAGUUUUGGAUUCCGCCGACAAUCCGCUAACGGGAAAGAUGUGGUGGGCCGAAUCCGAAGAACCCUGGCAAACGCUGGCGUGCUGCAUGGAAAUAGCGCGGGCGCACCGAUCCGAUGAUCCCGAAGAGUACCUCUCCCACUUUCCGGUCCAUCAAGACGGCAGCUGCAACGGACUGCAGCAUUACGCCGCGCUGGGAAGGGAUCAGGCGGGCGCGUACAGCGUCAACUUGAGUCCGUCGCGCGUUCCGCAGGACGUCUAUUCGGCGGUCGUCGCGCUGGUCGAGCAGCAGCGGGCGAAGGACGAGGCGGGCGGAAACGAGGUCGCGAAAAUUCUCAAGGGGUUUAUAAUGCGCAAGGUCAUAAAGCAGACGAUAAUGACGACCGUUUACGGGGUGACGCGAUUCGGCGCGCGUUUGCAGAUCGCGAAACAGCUGAAGGAUAUCGAGAACUUUCCGAAGGAGCACGUCUGGGCGGCGUCCUCCUACCUGACGGGUCGCACCUUCGACUCGCUCCGUUCGAUGUUUACGUCGACGAGAGAAAUUCAAGAUUGGUUUACGGAAUGCGCGCGUCUAAUCUCGUCGGUUGGUAACGAGAACGUCGAAUGGGUCACGCCCCUCGGACUGCCAAUCGUACAGCCUUACAACAAAUACAGAUCCUUCGGCAGUAGACCUUUGUACGAGCCGUUUCACAUGGACAAAUACGAGAAACCCAACGUGAUGAAACAAAAGAACGCGUUUCCGCCAAAUUUUAUUCAUUCUUUAGAUUCUAGUCAUAUGAUGUUAACUUCGCUGUGGUGCGAGCGCAAGGGACUUGUAUUCGUUUCGGUUCACGACUGCUAUUGGACGCACGCAUCGACAGUUGCAGUUAUGAACGAGAUUUGCCGCAAACAAUUCGUGGAGCUUCACUCGCAGAACAUCUUGGAAAAUUUGUCUCAAUUUUUAACGGAGAGAUUUAGCUACGGCAUUGGAGAUUUUUCGGAUAGUGCCUCCGCUGGCGAUAUGAGUAAAUUAAAAUUGAAUCGGGCGCUUGCCAAGUUGCCAAAGACCGGCGAUUUUGAUAUUAAGGAAGUCCUGCAGUCGGUUUAUUUCUUUAGUUAAAUUAACCUCUCAGUUGUUCAUGUUAGUGAAUAAAGACGGCGGUAAACCCAA